GCGAGUCACGUGACAGUGGAGCAACGGAAGAAGCGCCGACCUCCUGUGUGGGGCCCCGCCAUUCUCUCUCCGCUGUUGCCAUGCCUGAUCACGGACGGCGAACUCUGCACCGAGUGUGUGACUCGGUAAGCGGCGUCAACUGGCGCCCGACGCGGUUCGUCGACGAGUUGAUGCUGACUCGUUACGCCUGCUGCGUGUGCCACGUGAUUCCGAGCACGACGGUUGUACUGCCCUGUUGUCACGCCCUGUGCGAGCAGUGCCAGCGAGGCUCCGUCGUUCAAGAUGGCGGAUGCGUCUGCCCCCUGGACGGAGAACCCUUCAGCGAGGACGAGUGCCAGAAGCAGCAGCUUCCGGAGAGAAAGAAGCAGAACCUGAAGCUUCCUGUUCCUGGCCGUGCUGUUGGUGAAUGCUCUGAACGUGCUACUGGACGGGCUGUGCAGCAUCCUCUGGUGCCAUCUGCUGGCGUUGGGAGCCAACUUGCCGACGCCCGUGCCGCAUUCGAGCUUGUGCACCUGCACACUAGUCGCCGCCCUCAUGGCGCUGAAGAUGAUCCACCACGUGAUGCAUCCCGGCUGCGUCUAUCGCAUGGCGUCGGUGCCAGUCUACGUGCCCUUCUGGACCGGCGUGCUGCUCGAACUUACGGUGCAGAACGUUGCGAGUGCUUCGGCCGCUUACGUCUUCGGCCCCAUCGUGGGCAUUCUCCUGGGCAUUGCAGUCGCAUACGCCUGGAUAGAGUGCCUUAGCAAACUGACUGUCAGAUUAGCGGGCCUCUCGGACAUUGGCAUACUCCUACGUGGCACUUACCUGUCACCUGCAAACCUCCUACUCAUGCUGAGACGCUAACGCACUUCCUUUGUGCGCUACAGUGCGCAUAUCAUCCUGAAAUUAAAUACGAAGCAGUUACAAAAUCGAAAGUAUCUUUCUACAGAGCGUUGUGUUCCUAAGCAACAUUCCUAAUAUCAGCUAACCAGCCAAGAGAUUUGCGGGCUACGAAGAUGGAGUGGGCUUCGGAGGGAAGAGAAAGGAUUACUGGCAAUAUUAUGUAUAUAGAAUAUAAUCGACUUAAUGGGGGGAGAAAUGUACAUUCAUAGAAUUAGCUUCUUCUUAUUCGUGAUCAGCUCCCUUUUAUAGGGAGUGAUUAUCGGGAACAAUAUUUACCUUUCUUAUGUGGUUAUGGGGGCAAUAUGGUUUAUAAUAACUUACCUACAGAAUGGUAUAAGUUAGCGCAAUAAAGCAGUAAAACAUUUGCAUAUACUCUCAUUGUUAUCCCAAAGCACACGUACCUCUUUUAAUCGAAUGUGUGAGUGAGUGGAAUUGAUCGUGAAUGACAUGAAAGAGAAAAUCAACCUACAUUUGACUGUGGCACGAAGCUAAAUAAAAGGUGGCGUUGGCAUAAAACUUUUCAGCUGAAAAAAAAUUGCCCCUGCUGUGGGGAUCGAACCCGAGUACCAGGAGGCUCAGGAAAAAAAAGCAAACAUUUGGUUUCUCGGAAACCAUCAUUGAGGCUCCUUUUUUUUAGCCAUUUGGUACAGUCAAAUGGAGGAUUGUUUUUUUUCCUGGACCUUCUUUUACUUUGCAGGCUUCCACAGAAUGGAAUUCGGAGACAAUACGCCGUAUAGGAGCUAGUACAACCGUUUCUUCAUUCGUUGGUUAUUCCGCAACAAAAACAAUUGCAACACGUUCUAAGCGGGAGCAGCACUUAGUUCUUUGUUCUGUAGGUGCAUAUUCAUGCUAUACACAUCAAAGUUGGGCUCUAAUGGCGCCUUAGACAGGAUGAGGCAAAAUAGUGUCAUGUGACUUCUCUCUAGUGACACGCAUGCGAGCUCUGAUGGUGGAAUAUAUUGAAUUGCGUAAUAUCGUCGUGCGAUAGCCAAUAUAGCCGGAUUUCUGCAGAAGAAAGCGCCCUCAAGUAUUAAGAAGAGCGCCAAAGACACCCCUGAUAAAUACGGACCGCAAUCAGAAGCAUACUGAGAAGUGGCGUCAAUUUUGAUGUCUUUAGAACGAAAUUUCUAAUUUUGACGAUCAACCAUUGCGUCAUGCGGACCAUCUCGAAAUACAGCGAAAUGGGACGGCACAAAUGGCUAAUCAGCAGAAUACACAUCUUGCUGACUCUUACAGCAGCUGUCCCACUUGUGAACCACGUUUCCGAAGCGUGAAAAUAUUAGGGAAGAGCAAGCUAAAAACCCCUAAAACAAACUGAAAACUAAGAACCGUGAAACGCCAGAGGCAUUUCUUUAUCAGAAAGGUCAGUCAGGAUUGUGUAAGCGAAAUAUCGAUGGCACUGAACAAUGCAGAAAUGAAAUUCCUUUCGCACUUGGUUUAAUUACUUCCUGUUCGGCGAAUUCCAUUUUUUUUCUUGUAAUGGUGCGUCUGCGCAGCUUGUGCACAUAUAUACCUAUGUGUGUGGCUUCAAUAAAAUCAAUUGUUUGUGCUUGCA
Molecule: messenger RNA, 2437 nt
Organism: Dermacentor andersoni
Lineage: Eukaryota; Metazoa; Arthropoda; Arachnida; Ixodida; Ixodidae
Source: RefSeq, a predicted model, not a curated record